Striga asiatica is the source of this 1050-nucleotide messenger RNA. The record is from the annotation of a GenBank genome assembly. NCBI's taxonomy places the organism in Eukaryota, Viridiplantae, Streptophyta, Magnoliopsida, Lamiales, Orobanchaceae.
AUGCAAAAGGCCAGAGAUAGGGCUAGCAAGAAAUGGAAAAGUAGUGUCAUUUGCCCUAGGGUUGAUAAGAUUGUGCAAGAAAACCUGCAGAACAUUCCUGAUUCAAUGGUUCUUAAUUUUCUAUUGACUUAUCCAGUAGGACCUGUGGCUGUUGGAAGUGGGAUCUCAUUAGAAUUCCUUGACUUUGUUGAUAGAUGUUACUAUGUGGAUACUUACAAAGCUGUAUAUGCAAGCAUCUUGAUGCCAAUGAAUGGUAGGGACCAAUGGCCUAUGUCCAACUUUAUACCUGCCAAGCCCCCCAAUUUUGGGAGAGGGGCAGGUAGACCCACAACAACUAGAAGGCUAGAACCUGAUGAGGUUGUGCCAAAAGAAAAGAAGAGGAGGAGAAGACAGAAAUGUGUUGAUCCCCACAAGAUUCCAAGGCAAAAGAGUGUGAUCACUUGUAGUAACUGUGGUGCAAAGGGUGAAAAGUCUAGCCGAACUGAAUUUGCUAGUCAGCUCACUCAAGAGGAUAAUCUCCCUCCUACUCCACAGUUUCAUGAGAAUACAACAACUGAAUUUACAAGUCAAGUCACUCAAGAAGAAGUUAUUCCCCCUCCAACUCCACAGGUUCCUAAGACCUCAAUUCCCAAUCCUAAGAAGCCAUCUAAGAAGCCAUCAAAUCCAAAUCAGCAUAUUGCUAUCCAGGAUGGUGCAUUGCAUGAGGCUACACAGGAACAACCUCCAAACAUAUGGGACCAACUUCAGUCCCAACAGAACAAUGAGCCUGGUGCAUCUUCAGCAUAUAACAUGAAGCCCCAGAAAUAUGUCACAUUUUCAGACUUGAAUACAUGUCUUGCUAAACAAAGUACAAAAAUGGGUAUCCUUCUCUUUCAACAGAGUAUCCUUAUUUUCAAGAAGGUUCUGGAUGACAUAUGCAGUACGUCGAGGAAUUGGGGGAUCUUCCAAGCAAAAAAGUCCACACCUUCGUUUUCUUCCCACCGACAAUCUGGCGAAACCCUAGAGUUACUGAUCGACGAGGACAUGCAGCUUUUCCGAUUGAGCGAUUAG